GCGCCGUCGCCGUCAAAAAAUCGAAUCUCGUGGAUCGAGGCUGUCCUCCUAAUUCUCAUGUUGUAACUCGAGCUGGGUUUCCGUGUUCCAAUAUGGAUUUUGCCCACAGGACCAACACAACUUCGGUGGACACGGGUGAUUUGUUUCAGGCUCCCGUGACACUCGGUCUUGCUUCUAUUGUAGCAGCCGUCAUCAGUUUCGUGGCCUUCCUGUCACAUACCCCCAAUAUCGACAAGAGGUCUCCCGCCUUCACACCCGAACGAACCCUGUUUGUCGGCUCUUUGAACUUUCUCACGAAGCAAUGGCCGGGGAGCAGGUCCUUCUGGCAGAACGCCAAGGCUCGUUCGAAGACGGGAAACUUUAGUUUCUGGCUAGGCAGCUACCACGUUGUCGGCAUAAGCGGCGAGGCCGCGCGAAAGGUGUUUCUGGACCACCCUUGGCUUGACUUCUCCAGCGGUGCGGCUCUCCGGCCGCUCGGUGUGCAUUUUGUGCCACCGGUUCCGGAGAUCUUCCAUGCUGGUUUCCACAACGGUCGCAGCUAUUUUCUGCGGCGUCUACUCGACCUGCAGAAAACCGAGCACCUUAUCAAGUACCUCGGGCGCCUGACUACAGAUGCAAGAAACGGAUUUGAGGCCUUGGCCCGAGGACCAUCCUCCGUUACGGACCCCUCUGACGUCUGCUGGCGUAUCGUAUUCAAGCAAGACUGCCGCUUCAUGUGCACCGACGAGCUUGCCGAUGACCUCCCACUCCUGGGAAAGCUCUUGGGCUACGCAGAGAUUCUGCAAUCGACCAGCGCUCUCUAUAAUGUCCCUUUUUGGUGGCUGCCAUCCGUCUCUUACCUAAAACGCCGCUACGGGCGCUAUGGCUUGAGGAGCCACCUGAAGGCACUUCUCAACAGACGCGUGAAGAACAUGAAGCAGGGUGCCGAGCGCAGAGAGGACGCCAUGACCAUGCUGAUCGAGAAUGGCGACAGGAUGGACUGGGUCCUCGAGUUCUUGAUCAGCAUCCUGUUUAUCGCGCCUGCCAACUCGCGCAUCCUGACCGGCCACAUGCUGAAUCUCAUGGCCAUGCACCCGGACUGGCAGGAAAAGAUCUAUGCCGAGGUCAAGGCCGCCGCUGCGGCACGUGGGAAGAACAAGUCUGCGGCCACCUUGGCCGAGCAGCUCGACUCGCUGCCUCUUGAUGCCUGGGAGUCAUCAUUCCCUACCAUCGACAUCUGCUACAGGGAGGCAAUCCGCAUGUGGACCGCCUUCGCCAUGAUACGCCUCAACACAUCGGCGGAUGCUAUCCCUAUUCCCGGCACCGACGAGGUCAUCCCGGCAGGGAGCUACGUUUCGUACAACUCGACCGAAGUACACUACAACCCGGAGCUGUAUCCAAACCCGAGCAAGUACGACCCGGAACGCUUCCUCGAGACUCGCGAGGAGUUCAAGAAGCAAGUUUACGGUUUCGUUGGCUGGGGCCAGGGCCGUCACCCCUGCCCAGGAAUGCGCUGGGCAAAGCUGCAGCAAAACAUUAUCCUCGCAUAUGCCUUGGCUCAAUUCAAGUGGAGCAGUUGCGACGCCAACGGGGAGCCUAUGCUCCGGGAGGCACACAGGAAGCAACUAGACGACCCGCAUGCAACGUCCUUUACCAAGUAUUAUGUCAAAUAUGUGCCCAGGGAGUAGAGUAGAGCCGACGAAAGAGCCGACGACAUCAAGUCCAAAAGCUUUACUCGGGAGGUUUCCGGAGGAAUUGACCACGUCACAUUCUACUAGUAACUUUUGGGCGGGCAUGUUGAUGUACUGUACUACCUACCUUACUACUACGGGAAUGCGAGUUUCUGCAACUUCCAGUCACUGCCCACUGCAGAUACUUCGGUGAAUCUAGGUACAUGUACAUGUAGGUACCAUACAAGGUAGAAUCGGCGG
Canariomyces notabilis is the source of this 1910-nucleotide messenger RNA. Its product is annotated as putative cytochrome P450. Bases 93 to 1667 code for a protein of 524 amino acids. The transcript has 3 exons. The record is from RefSeq and is a predicted model, not a curated record. Gene Ontology annotation, molecular function: monooxygenase activity; heme binding; oxidoreductase activity, acting on paired donors, with incorporation or reduction of molecular oxygen. NCBI's taxonomy places the organism in Eukaryota, Fungi, Ascomycota, Sordariomycetes, Sordariales, Chaetomiaceae.